Messenger RNA from Sodiomyces alkalinus F11, 447 nucleotides. RefSeq names its product C2H2 type zinc finger domain-containing protein. Gene Ontology annotation, biological process: regulation of transcription by RNA polymerase II. Lineage: Eukaryota; Fungi; Ascomycota; Sordariomycetes; Glomerellales; Plectosphaerellaceae. The transcript has 2 exons. Gene Ontology annotation, cellular component: nucleus. The coding region runs from base 1 to 447 and encodes 148 amino acids. The record is from RefSeq and is a predicted model, not a curated record.
AUGCCGCCUACAACCACAGCCGCAAUUGAUUCCAUGGGUAUCGAUGGUCCGAACAACACACCGUCCGGGGGUUUUGUCUGCAAGUUCGCUGGCUGUACUGCCCCGCCGUUUCAGACCCAGUAUUUAUUAAACUCCCACGCCAAUGUACAUUCCUCCGCUAGACCACAUUACUGCUCCGUCACUGGUUGUCCAAGAAGUGAGGGGGGCAAGGGCUUCAAGAGAAAGAACGAGAUGAUUAGGCACGGCCUAGUGCACGAAUCUCCAGGAUAUAUCUGUCCUUUUUGUCCAGACAGAGACCACAAGUAUCCUCGUCCCGACAAUCUCCAGAGACAUGUUCGGGUUCAUCACGUAGAUAAACAUAAGGACGAUCCGCUGUUGCGGGAGGUAUUGUCUCAGCGGCCGGAUGGUCCCAAUCGUGGCCGCCGUCGUCGUGGGAAUGGUUUUUGA